Toxorhynchites rutilus septentrionalis is the source of this 2184-nucleotide messenger RNA. RefSeq lists its product as uncharacterized. The transcript has a single exon. The record is from RefSeq and is a predicted model, not a curated record. Lineage: Eukaryota; Metazoa; Arthropoda; Insecta; Diptera; Culicidae. Bases 1 to 2184 code for a protein of 727 amino acids.
AUGAAAAAAGAAACCGCCGCUGCAUUGCAUUCCGUCGUUGACGAAUUUGAACGUCACACCAAUACCCUCCGACAGCUUGGAGAACCGAUCGAUGCUUGGAGCACAAUGCUAGAACACCUACUUUGUUUGCGCCUUGACGACGGUACGUUGAAAGCCUGGGAAGAUUUCGCUACCACUGCAGAAAACCCCGACUACAAUUGUCUAAUUGAAUUCCUGCAACGUCGCAUCCGUGUCUUGGAAUCGAUGUCUGUGAACCAACAAUCCCAACCAGCACUGAGCCAACAACCACCCUUGUUUCGCAAACCAUCAUUCUACAAAACCGUCUCCCAUACUGCAGCUGAAUCGCCCCAACGAAAAUGUUACUCCUGCGAUCAACAUCAUCCGCUUUUUCAAUGCCCCAGAUUCGAUAAAAUGUCUAUCUCUGAUCGCUUAAAUCUCGUGAACAACCAAUACCUUUGCCACAAUUGUUUCCGCCGUGAUCACAUUGCCAGAAAUUGCCAAUCAAAAUUCUCCUGUCGUCAUUGCAAAAAACGACAUCAUUCGUUACUACACCCUGGCUAUCACCCAACCGAUGCUGAUCAGCAACCAUCCACAUCCCGCACUGCCGCAUAUACAGUGAAAUCCAACGAGAGGCGGGACACCGCAGCGACCAGCCAUCGAUCAACCACGAAUGCGUCCACCGUUCAGAUAAGCAACCCAUCCCAAUCAUCAAAUGCAAGCAUUCUGCUGUCCACAGUCGUUUUGAUGAUUAUCGACGCCAAUGCAAAAGCGCACCCCGCACGAGCAUUGUUGGACAAUGGUUCACAAUCGAACAUCAUCAGCGAAAGACUUUGUCAACUCCUCCGACUGGAGCGCAACAAGAUAAAUAUUCCUGUGUUCGGUGUAGGUGAGGCGAUUUCAAAUAUCAAACACUCAGUUUGGACUACCAUUCGAUCGAGAAAGUGCAAUUUUGAAAUCGGUCUCGACUUUCUCGUCAUGCCCCGCAUCACGAUUGAUUUAACCGUUGUAUCCACUUUUACUGAUAACUGGUGUGCAUCAUCUAAUCUGUUCUUGGCAGACCCAACCUUCAACAAGACCGGUGCAAUUGAUAUUCUACUCGGAGCAGAACAUUUUUUCACUUUCGUGAACUCUGGAACACGUAUCGAGCAAGCGCCAAAUUUGAUCUUCAUCGAUAGUGUUUUCGGUUGGAUCGUCACUGGUAGAAACCAUUCCCCGCUGAAAUCACACCCCGUAGCAUGUCACUUAACGCUUUCCGACCCGCUUCAUAAGGCCCUCGAACGUUUCUGGCACAUUGAGGAAAUUGAGAGUCGGCUCAACUAUUCUGUGGAGGAGCAACAGUGCGAGUCUCAUUAUGUUUCCCACCAUUCACGCACACCGGAGGGAAGGUACAUUGUUCGCCUACCACGUCAUUCCAAUUUCGAUCAAAUGCUGGGUGAAUCGAAAUCAACAGCACUUCGUCGCUUCCUCUGUCUUGAAAAACGCCUUUGCAGAGAACCAAUGUUGAAGGACCAUUACCACUCAUUCAUGUCUGAAUAUUUGUCGCUUGGACAUAUGAGGCUGGUUUCCGCUAGCGAACACGAACCGCACCAGACUCACUACUUACCACAUCAUGCCGUUCUGAAAGAGGCCAGUACAACCACGAAAGUUCGAGUGGUGUUUGAUGGAUCAGCCAAAACAUCGACUGGCCAUUCCUUAAACGACGCGCUACAAGUUGGUCCAAUCGUGCAAGACGAAUUAUUAACGCUAAUACUUCGUUUUCGCAAAUACCCAAUAGCACUCGUUGCAGAUAUUGCAAAAAUGUAUCGCCAAGUGAUGCUCCACCCAAAAGAUACACCGCUGCAACGUAUUCUAUGGCGCUUCAAUCCCAAUGAACCCGUUUCCACUUUUGAGUUACAAACUGUAACGUACGGCUUGGCCCCAUCAUCCUACCUUGCCACCCGCACUCUUCAGCAACUUGCCACGGACGAAGGAGAUUGCUAUCCGCUCGGGGGUCCAGCGCUACGGAAGGGGUUUUAUGUAGACGACUAUAUAGGGGGAGCAGACACGACAGAAGAGGCAAUCCAAACCCGCAACGAACUCGAUGAGCUGCUAUCAAAGGGAGGCUUUGAGUUGAGAAAGUGGACGUCAAAUAGCUUAACCGUGCUGGAAGGACAAAUCAAAAAUUGGUACCCAACCGAUGUUUAA